Capsella rubella is the source of this 1847-nucleotide messenger RNA. Its product is annotated as thaumatin-like protein 1. Gene Ontology annotation, cellular component: extracellular region. The transcript has 3 exons. Gene Ontology annotation, biological process: defense response. Lineage: Eukaryota; Viridiplantae; Streptophyta; Magnoliopsida; Brassicales; Brassicaceae. The record is from RefSeq and is a predicted model, not a curated record. The coding region runs from base 628 to 1596 and encodes 322 amino acids.
AAAGAAAAAAUGGAUAUAGAAUUGACAGCCAUCUGUAUAUUGUGGUAGCUAACCAAUCCCUUUGACAAUGAGAUGAGUACUAUCCGUUUUAGUCGAUAAACAUUACCAAAUGAAACUCUACCAUAUAGAAUUCAUGCAUCCAUUGGUUUCUUAGGACACUUGAACACUUAACUAGUUAGUUGAUCUUGGGUUAGACUCACUAGACUGAUUCAUGUUCGUUUUAACUUUACAAUAUUAGCUCAAGCCAUAAAAAUAUCAUAUGAGAAAUACAAAAAUCAGAAUCUCGAGUGAAGAUAUUUUCAACUUUUUUAUAUUAAGACAUGGUUGAGAAUUUGGUCUGCCGACCAGAAAGGAGCAAUCUAGUGGGCUAAUGUUUCUUCUCUCUUUUCUUUUUUGUCAGAAGCUCAUUUGUCAGUAACCGUUUGAUUACAACGGCUAAUUCCUAAUACCAACCACGUGGCCAGGCAUACCGUAACAUACCAAUAUACAGCAACACUUGAUUAUAGCUAUAACUAAAAAGAUCAUCAACAGUUUUAUCUCUUUAAAUCACUCCUCUGUUUUUACCAUCUCUGUUUCGCUCCCUGAAGAAGAAGAAACAGAGCGUUCACAUUAUUCUUCAACACAAUCAUGGCAUUGAUCUUCUUCUUCUUGUUAUCGAAUUUGUUCUUCUCCGGAGCUUUCUCUAGGAGUUUCACAAUUGCGAACAAAUGCGAUUACACGGUAUGGCCAGGAAUACUAUCUAACGCCGGAGUACCUCCGUUGCCGACCACCGGCUUUGUUCUCCAGAAAGGUGAGACGCGUACGAUCGACGCGCCAUCUUCAUGGGGCGGUCGGUUCUGGGGAAGGACACUCUGCUCAACCGACUCCGAUGGAAAAUUUACAUGCGCCACCGGAGAUUGCGGCUCCGGAAAACUCGAAUGCUCGGGUACUGGAGCUGCUCCUCCGGCGACUCUAGCUGAAUUCACUCUCGACGGAUCCGGAGGGCUCGAUUUCUACGACGUGAGCCUCGUCGAUGGCUACAAUGUCCAGAUGCUGGUGGUUCCACAAGGCGGAUCCGGCCAGAAUUGCAGCACUACCGGCUGCGUCGUCGAUUUAAACGGCUCGUGUCCGUCGGAGCUUAGAGUGAAUAGCGUCGGAGGCACUGGCGUUGGUGGGAAGGGGACGGUGGCGAUGGCUUGUAAAAGCGCGUGCGAAGCGUUCCGAGAGCCGCAGUAUUGCUGCAGCGGCGCGUUUGGGUCGCCUGACACGUGUAAGCCGUCUUCGUACUCCCGUGUCUUCAAAAGCGCGUGCCCACGCGCAUAUAGCUACGCGUAUGACGAUAAGUCUAGUACAUUUACGUGCGCGAAAUCUCCGAACUACGUCAUCACGUUCUGUCCUUCUCCCAACACCAGCCUAAAAUCAGCGGAGGAACACAGCCCAAGCACAGAGACAAUGACGACGACAAGUCCAAGCUCCGGCAGUACGACGUCAUCGCAGAUGGUCUACGAAGGUGCCCUGAACGAAAGCAGUGGUUCACCAUCUACUUGUCACGGCUUAUCAAGUCUGAUCACUGUCGCUCUCUCGCUUGCGUUUUGUCGUAUGCGGGGGUUAUUCUGACUAGAUUCUGUGUCUUAGUGUCUGCCCACGUAUGCUCAGAACACAAGAACGUAUGGGCCUUAGAAGGCCUUUUGCUCGUCCUGCCCAUGUGACGUUUGGAUUGUAUUGUUCCCUCGAGAUUGAGAUGGUGGUAUAGAGUUGUAACUUGUAAGCUUAGAAGAUAUAAUUCUUUUUCAUGUAAUUCUAAUAUGACUGGAUGACAUAAGAAAGGUAGGGAUUGUUACUAUAAAACAAUUUGACUUGAGAAGGAA